AUGUGUGGAGCAAACGUUGAUCUGCCAAAUAAAGGUGGUGGAAGUGUCAAUCAGCUUGGUGGGAUGUUUCUCAACGGCAGACCUCUGCCAGAAUCCAAGAGGAGGAAAAUGAUCGAACUGGCCUCGGAGGGAGUCCGUCCAAGCCAGAUCUCCAGGAUCCUCCGGGUGUCCAACGGGUGCGUCAGUAAGAUCCUGAGCCGCUACCGCCGCACAGGACUCCUGGAGCCCAAGACCAUUGGAGGGAGCCGACCUCGGCUUCUCACCCCCGGUGUCAUCUCCACAAUCAUCCAGUGCAAAAGGGAAAAUCCAACAAUUUUCGCUUGGGAAAUUCGAAAACGGCUUGCAGCAGCACGAAUAUGCAAGGCCUCCAAAGUUCCCAGCGUGUCGUCUAUCAAUCGGAUUUUAAGAAAGAUCCACUUGGACCAGGGGCCGAUGUGCAUGGAGAUCAAUGCGCACAUCAGGACUGAGCAAGAUUUGGAUUCUCUGAUUCAAGAAGAAGUGAAUAAGAGAAAGAUUUUCGAGACAGUGUGCAGUAAUGACCAGAAACCUAAAGGUGUCCAGCACCGAAACCGCACCACCUUCACCCCAGAGCAGAGCACAGCACUUGAGCAAGAAUUCUCUCACAGCCAGUAUGCAGAUAUGUACACGAGGGAGAAGCUGUCAGCUGAGAUCAAACUUCCAGAGGACACCAUCAAGGUCUGGUUUUCAAAUAGACGGGCUAAAUGGAGGAGGGAAGCCAAGCACAGGAGUAGCACACAGAACCUUCAAAAGCAAAGAGAUCUUGUUCCUGUGAAUCCACCAAUGCCGCACACCUUCACAUCUCAACAGGCAACAGGAGUGUCAAGAGUCUGCUGUGAAAACUCAGAUGCCUCCGCUACAUACAACACAGUUGCCAGGAAGUUGCAAAAUGCCUACUUCUUCCCUUCAGAAACAGGUAUGGGAAAUUCUGAACAUCUGGCAUCCAUCUCAGUCCCACCCUCAUUCCUCCAUCAGUCUAAUAACACGAUGGCACAGACCAUGACAGACAGGACUCCACUGGAUCUCCACAGAGAUAGAUUCACAUUCCCACUGGUUCACCAUCACGCCGAUGCAAGGACAUCCCUCCCUUUGGCAACUGAGACAAUAAGAACAGACCGCCCUGUGACUCAGUGCUGGAACCAGCAGGAUAUUCCUUUUACUUGGAGCCAGUUUCCAACAGAUGAGAGGUUUCUGUUUGCACAGCAGCCCUGGGAUGUGAAUCGAUACCUGGACUAA
Messenger RNA from Morone saxatilis (striped sea-bass), 1254 nucleotides. It is a transcript of the gene pax4, whose product is annotated as paired box 4. The coding region runs from base 1 to 1254 and encodes 417 amino acids. The transcript is spliced from 10 exons. Gene Ontology annotation, molecular function: RNA polymerase II cis-regulatory region sequence-specific DNA binding; DNA-binding transcription factor activity, RNA polymerase II-specific. Gene Ontology annotation, biological process: regulation of transcription by RNA polymerase II; anatomical structure development. Lineage: Eukaryota; Metazoa; Chordata; Actinopteri; Moronidae. The record is from RefSeq and is a predicted model, not a curated record.